This is a messenger RNA of Zootermopsis nevadensis, 5820 nucleotides long. The record is from RefSeq and is a predicted model, not a curated record. Lineage: Eukaryota; Metazoa; Arthropoda; Insecta; Blattodea; Termopsidae.
CAUAAUGCGCUCAAGUAGCCAUGGACUUUUGGUUACUUCUAGUAAUCAUUGGUUUUCUGCUGGGAUUUUUAUCGGUCAACGAUGCAUUGUGCAGUUAUACUGUAUAGUAGUGAAUCUGUGUGAUGUGUCGUUUAAAUUGCUGAGAUUCUUCAGUUGGAUCUGUGUUUAGCAGUACUCUGAUAUUAAUUACGGAAGAAAUUAUGAGCAUUCGUUAAUGAUGGCGGAGAAACUUCAGCAGACUUCACAGCAGCCCAUUGUGAAGAUAGGACACUACACUUUGGGGCAAACUUUGGGUGUGGGGACAUUUGGAAAAGUAAAGAUUGGUGAACAUCAACUUACAAAGCACAAAGUGGCUGUAAAGAUUCUGAAUAGGCAAAAAAUCAAGAGCCUCGAUGUUGUUGGAAAAAUUCGUCGAGAGAUCCAAAAUCUGAAACUUUUUCGGCAUCCACACAUAAUAAAACUAUACCAGGUGAUCAGUACCCCGACUGACAUAUUUAUGAUCAUGGAAUAUGUGUCUGGAGGAGAGUUGUUUGACUACAUUGUUAAACAUGGGAAGUUAAAGGAGCAUGAAGCACGUAGGUUUUUCCAGCAGAUUAUUUCUGGUGUAGAUUAUUGUCAUCGGCACAUGAUUGUACAUCGCGACCUGAAGCCAGAAAAUUUGCUUCUUGACCACAAUCUGCAUGUGAAGAUAGCAGAUUUUGGUUUGUCCAACAUGAUGAUGGAUGGUGAGUUUCUUCGUACAAGCUGUGGGUCUCCAAAUUAUGCUGCCCCAGAAGUGAUUUCAGGCAAGCUGUAUGCAGGCCCCGAAGUUGAUAUAUGGUCAUGUGGAGUGAUCCUCUAUGCCUUACUUUGUGGUACUUUACCAUUUGAUGAUGAUUUAGGCAAGUGCUAUCCUUUUAGACUUCAUUAUAUUUUCAUUGAAUGGUCAUCUACGAAGAGAUUCUUGUGUGUUAUAGCUGGAAUUUUUCCUAUUCCUGAGUACCUGAACAAAACUGUUGUGAGCAUGCUGUGCCAUAUGCUGCAAAUAGAUCCAAUGAAGAGAGCCACCAUUGAAGACAUAAAAAAACAUGAGUGGUUCCAACGUGAUCUUCCUGCAUAUCUGUUUCCAUCUCCAGUGGAGCAGGACUCUUCUGUCAUUGACACUGACGCUGUAAAUGAAGUGUGUGAGAAAUUUGGAGUGAAGGAGCACGAAGUGCACUGUUCCCUUCUUAGUGGAGAUCCACAUGAUCAGCUAGCCAUUGCGUACCACUUGAUUAUUGAUAACAAGAGGAUAGCAGAUGAGGCUGCAAAGGCAGAGCUGAAGGACUUCUAUGUUGCUAGCAGUCCUCCUCCAAUUUCAUUCAGCCCCAGCGAGCUAAACCCAAGCCCCAUUCGGCCACACCCAGAGAGAAUAGCCCCAGCUCUGCGGGACCGAGUGGUAGGACCCAAUUCUGGUGCAGGUGGUGACAGACCAUCCAGGGGAACGCCAGUCAAGAGAGCAAAGUGGCAUUUGGUUACACAAAGGGAAUUUGAAGGAGGUAGAUGUAAUGCCCAAGUUGUUGAUGCAAAACCCAUGUUGGCAUUGCAGCUUCUAGUUGCACCUGAUGUUGAAAUGUUUCUACAGAAAUUUGGAGUGAAGGAGCACGAAGUGCACUGUUCCCUUCUUAGUGGAGAUCCACAUGAUCAGCUAGCCAUUGCGUACCACUUGAUUAUUGAUAACAAGAGGAUAGCAGAUGAGGCUGCAAAGGCAGAGCUGAAGGACUUCUAUGUUGCUAGCAGUCCUCCUCCAAUUUCAUUCAGCCCCAGCGAGCUAAACCCAAGCCCCAUUCGGCCACACCCAGAGAGAAUAGCCCCAGCUCUGCGGGACCGAGUGGUAGGACCCAAUUCUGGUGCAGGUGGUGACAGACCAUCCAGGGGAACGCCAGUCAAGAGAGCAAAGUGGCAUUUGGGUAUUCGAUCACAGAGUAAGCCAAAUGAUAUCAUGAAUGAAGUUUAUCGUGCAAUGAAGGCACUGGAUUUUGAAUGGAAAGUGAUCAACCCUUUCCAUGUGCGUGUAAGACACAAGAAUGCAUUGAGUGGGAAGUAUGUUAAAAUGUCACUACAGUUGUACCAGGUGGACUACAAGAGCUACUUGCUGGACUUUAAGAGCUUGAGCAGCGAGAGUAGCGAGGAGAAUGAUGGUUCUUGUAUGGCAGGUGGAGAUAUCAGCUAUGAUCCCAGUCUCUCACAGCAACAAAACACAGGACACCACACAAUGGAGUUUUUUGAGAUGUGUGCAGCACUGAUAACACAGCUUGCACGCUGAAUCUGGAUAUAUCACUUUCUGACACUGGAACGUGCUGUGAUUAUCACUGCCUUGUGGCAUGAACUCUUUAUUCUUUCUCCAGUCACUUAUGUUAUUUGCACUAACAUAUUUUCUGUCAGCUGUGCAAUUUCUGAAUUCUUAUGCCUCUAAUUAUUUUCAAUUUUUCAUGAAAGAUUGUAAAUGCAUGCCCAUAAAUACUUAUGUUUAGCAGAACAUUUGCACAGUCCCACACAAAGUAACAUCCACUCAUGUGCAGCCUUUGCACACAUAUAUGAAAGGAAGAGGAAGUUGUGAAAGUUUAGAUAGGGCUUGGAAUGAGUAGUGUUGCCAACCUUGUCAUGAAUAAGUUGCAUGCCCCAAAUUUUGGUAACUUUUUAAAGAAAAAAUGCAUGGGGUAUUCGAGAAAAUACUAUAAUACACAGUAAUGUAGAACAUUAAAGUACUUUAUAAUAUCAUACUAAGGCCCAUAUUUCCUUUCUGUUUUCAGUGUCCAGUAUCUACAACUACAUAGAGUUUUUAAUAUGACAUCGAAGCGUAAUCAGUUGCAUGUCUUGUGUAUAUUGCUUAUUAUAGGUGAAAUUAAUUUGAGUAGCCAGUAGUCAUAACAUUAGUUGUUUGACAUGAAAGAAUGUUUUUUCUUUUCCUUAAAGUUAUUGAACUUUUCCUCAUACAUUGUAUCUUAAACAAAUUGUCUGAAUUAAUUGGGAAGCGUUUAAUGUAUUUCACAUAAAAUAAAAAUAUUUUAGAAUAUUUUUAAAAUUUUAUGAUGAUAAACUAUUUUUUUCGUACCCUGCAUUACAAGGUUAAGAAGUGAAAAAAUUGUAGUAAUUACUAGCAUCAUCAGUGAUUUGUUGAUUUUUUUUUCCAAAUGAAAGUAUCCUGCAUCAAAAUAAUUUCCUCAGGAUUCACAACAAUUAUUACAUUUUCUUAAAGCUGAAACCUUGAAAGGAGGAGACCACUUGUAAGUCUUACAUGUAAAUGUGAGAGUAAUAUUAGGAUUGACCUUCAGAAAAUAAGGCAUCAUUCAUAUGGCCCAGGUUAGGGGCCAAUAGAGAGUGUCUGUGGACGUGAUAAUGAACCUUAUGGUUCCUGAAAUGGUGAUCAAUUUAUUGACUACUUGAGGAACUGUUAGCUUUUCAGAAAGGACUUUGCCGUGUUGAGUUAGUUAAUUAGUUACAUUUGUAAAUAACUAUAAGUGUCACCAACUAGAUUCUUUCUUCCUGGAUGAUGAUAAAAUUUGCUUCCAUGGUUCUGAUGUUAAAAAUGUAAUAACAUGAAGGUCCUUCUUGCCUCCAUAAUUGAGGCGAUGACUCAUUACCCUGAUGGUGGAUGAAGCAAGGACCUCUGAAACGUUGUUAAGUUUCUACAGAUUACAUGGUGCUACAACCCAGAAGAGUCAUCUUCAUACUCACCAUCAUCAGAACCUACUUAAGUAAUAACAUUUUUGUGGUCUAAGUUUCACAUGUUUUCAGAGAGGGACUGUCCCAAGGUUUCCUAAAAUUUCUUUCUAAUAUGUAUAAGACAUUCAGUUUGUGUAUGAUAGAAGAAUUGAGCCAGGGUAGCUUAAGUAGUAUAGUGUUUGAUUGUGGACUUGACAACUGGGGUUUAAUCCCUGACAAGUGCAAAGGAUUUUUCUUGUGGUUUUACAUCCAUACUGGCUCUGGGACCUACCCAACUUCCUAUCCAAUGAGUACUGGGUUGCCUUUCCCCAGGGGUACAGCAUGGCUGGGGUGUGACACUAACCACUCAUCCCCAUGUAGUGCUGAGGUUGAGAAUGAGUAGGAACUAUACCUCUUCUUCCCUGGUGACUCUGUGGCAUGUAGUGGGAAAGCUUUACUUUAUAGUAGAAUAAUUUAUUUAUAGGAAAUAUUUAUAAUUUCAAUUUGUUUAGCAGAUAAUAUGUUUUUCUAACAGUGGUUUUGAACUUUCUGGCCUUCAUAAUAUCAUAUUACAUUCAAAACUAUACAUCGAUACAGCCACAAAAGCAAAUGCUUUACCAACAUUUUGACAUCUUACUUGUUUUACCUGUUUUGUAUGUGUAUGAAAUGUAGCCUCUCUCAUUAAAGGAAGAAACGGACUGAGGGUGUUUGAGAACUAGUGCAUAAGAGAAUAUUUGAACCUAAGAGAGAUGAUGUAAUGGGAGGCUGGUGAAAUUGCAUGAGCAGCUCCAUAAUUUGUACUCUUCACCAAAUGUUAGGAUGAAGUAAAGUCAAGGAUGAUGAGAACAUACUAUUAAUUUCUCAAAGAGGACCUUACUGCAUGGAAUUAGUUAAUCAGUCUACUAAAUAUCUAAGAGUAAUCAACUGUUUAAAAUAUAUAAAGUACUUAUUUGUGGCCCUUCCUGGUUAUCAGUCAGGCUCUAGAUCAGGGCAUUCAUAUUUUGUGUUAAUAUUGUGUAAUUUUGGAUUUAUGCCAUAUGCAGUUUGCAAAUUAUAUUACAACUAAUCUGCAUGUGAUAAAAUGUUUUAAAUAGAAAUAGAAGCCCCUUUAAUAAUUCUGUGUAAUUUUUCUAACCACUUGUAGAAGCAACAGAAAUUACAUCAAGGUUUCAGUUGAAACAACUUAGAAUUUUAUUUAAUAUGCAUUGCAUACACUGUGUUUAUAAGUGAGAACACACUUAUGUCUGUGCUUGGUGCUGCACUCUGUAGAGUUUCUUGAAGUUUAUUAGGAAGGAACUUUCUUACAAAAUGUUUUGUUUCACAUUGUGCAUGGCUAGGCAAAUUGCAGUCAGAAGUGGGUUGUGGUUGGUGGUGUACAGUAUAAGUUUGAGGUAGGUUUUCUAACAAGUAUAUUCAGAAUACUUUGUAAAAUAUUUAAGUAUUCAGUAUUACUGAUGUAGAAAGCUGCACAUGCAAAGAAUUUCCACAUGUUGUGUAUGUUACAUAACCUCAAAUUUUAUCAUCCUAUUAAAAUCUAGGUCAUAAUGAGACUAGACUUGGGGGUGGGGGGGAAUGAUUGUGCUUGUCUUCUACAAAGAAUAAUUGCUGUAUAUAGAUUUGCCUUUAAUUUUUGGAAGGGAUAACUUUAUAAUAAUGUGUUUAGAAUUCAGUCAUAUGCCAUCAGGUUCUGCCAGACUGCUCACAUAAUUUGUGUAGGCAUAUUGUUUAUACUUCCUAUACUUAAAACACCCCCAAAAUAACAGUAUAUAGUAAUUUAUAACGUAACUCAGUGUGAAUUGGAAAAAUGUAAAAAUGUUUCCUUUAGUUAUAUCUUGAUAUGCCUCUGUGACUCAUAACUAUAAUAGAAACUUAUAUUUUUAAAAUGUUAAAAAGAAAUAAUAGUUCCUGUUCUGCCUAGUAUGUAAUGUAAACCCAUUUCACAUUAAUUUUAAUGUUUAAUCAAGUUUUUCAAUUCGUAUCCAUCUAAUAUUGAAAGUUUAAAUCAUGUUAUGAAAGUAUUUUAGCCAGUUUUGAAAGAUUACCUUUUAUCUCACUACUACUGUAUAGAAGAAUUCACUUUAAUUGAAAUUUCUUAAUUUAUAUAAAUGGCUGUAACAACUAUGUACUUUUAUCUGCAUUAUAAGUUUAUUGUGGUAA